AAGUCAACUUACAUCACACAUGAAAAAUCACACUAGUGAGAAAAACAAUAGAUGUGAUAUAUGUGAUAAGUCCUUUACCCGUUAUAGUAAUCUGAAAGCUCAUACUAUAAUUCACACUGGUGAGAGAAAUUAUAAAUGUGAAAAUUGUGAAAAAUCAUUUUAUUCUAAAUGUGACCUUAAAAAACAUUUUAGAAUACAUACAGGAGAGAAGAAUUUCACUUGUAAAAUUUGUGAUGUCUCAUUCACGUAUAGCAGUAAUCUUAAAAGACAUUUGCAAAUUCAUACUGGUGAAAAGAACUAUGUGUGUGAAAUAUGUGACAAAGCAUUUGCCCGUGGUAGUAGUGUCAAAGAACAUAUGGUCGUUCACACUGGUACAAAAAAAAAGAACACCUUAAAACGCAUAUGUUUUAUUCACACUGGUGAGAAAAACUAUAAAUGUGAAAAGUGUGAUAAAACAUUCUUACAAAAAGGUACAUUGAAUUCACAUAUGAUUAUCCAUACUGGCUUGAAAAUGUUUAAAUGUGAUCUCUGUGAUAAGUCCUUUACUCGUUAUAGUAAUCUGAAAGAUCAUACUCUAAUUCACACUGGUGAGAAAAAUUAUAAAUGUGAAUAUUGUGAAAAAUCAUUUUAUGUUAAACGUGACCUUAAAACUCAUUUUAGAAUUCAUACAGGAGAAAAGAAUUUCCCAUGUAAAAUUUGUGAUGUCUCAUUCACGCAUAGCAGUACUCUUAAAAGACAUUUGCGAAUUCAUACUGGUGAAAAGAACUAUGUGUGUAAAAUAUGUGACAAAGCAUUUGCCCGUUGUUGUACUCUCAAAGUACAUAUGGCCAUUCACACUGGUACAAAAAAGCUAUAA
This is a messenger RNA of Ruditapes philippinarum (Manila clam), 856 nucleotides long. RefSeq names its product zinc finger protein 724-like. The record is from RefSeq and is a predicted model, not a curated record. Lineage: Eukaryota; Metazoa; Mollusca; Bivalvia; Venerida; Veneridae. Gene Ontology annotation, cellular component: nucleus. The transcript has 2 exons. Bases 20 to 856 code for a protein of 278 amino acids.